GAUAUCCUAACUAAGGGUAGAAUGUUGCCUGGAACGGGUGGGUUUAAGUCUCUACCCUGCCCAUUUUUCGAGGAUGGGAACUGUAAUCGACCUUUCUGCCAUUUUAAACAUAUUAAAUUAGACUGUGAAAAUGUAUCCGUCCCAGCUACCGAUGCAUACAUCACCGCUCCGUCCAUACACUCCGGUUGGGAGCCGGAGAAUAAUCCUGGAUACCAAACCAAACCCGGAUACAGUACCGCCCCCUCCAGCUGCACUACAAUGCAGUACAGUACACAGGGUACUGCUAGCUGCAGCACAAACAGCAAUUCUUCAGAAUAUGGACCAGUUCCUACCACUGCUCCCCCUCCUUCUGUAGCUGCUUCUGCUUCUGUAGCAGCAUCUGGAGUUCCAGCUGUUGUUAAUGAUGCUGCUGCCACUUCAAUUAAUGCAGCUCCGACUUCUCUUCUUGCUUCCGGAGGACAAGGUGGUCUACUUUCAGGAGGACUCACUGGAGAACAAGAAGGAGGACAAGUAGGAGAAAUUGCAGGAGGAAUUGCAGUAGGCCAAGCAGGAGGACAAGCAGGAGGACUUGCAGGCGGACAAGCAGGAGGAUUAGCAGGGUUAAUUGGACUUGGAGGAUUAAGUGGACUAGGAGGAUUAGGUGGACUAGUGGGACUCGGAGGACUUGCUGGAGCCCAAGCAGGUGGAUUAGGUGGACUAGGUGGACUAGGUGGAUUAUCUGGACUAGGAGGAUUAGCUACAGGACUAGUUGGUGGACUGGAGCAGCAGCGUUUAGAAACCUUGAUCCAAGAUGCUGUUCGUAAGGUUUUGUUGGGAGAACUUGCUCAAGUAGUGAAACCACAGGUUGAGGUGAAGGAGGAGGUGGAUGAUGAUAUUAUUGUCGAGUACUGUGAUAUUAAACCAGCAAAUCAGGCCCAGGUCAAAUCAGAGUGGACAGAUGAGAGCCUCAAAGCUAGUGUUGAACCAAGACCAAAAAUAUUCAUACCUACCCCGGAUAUACCGGUAUACAACCCUACUCCGAUAUCGGAACUAGAGAAGAGGAAAAGUUUGGAGCAAGCAGAACCCGUGCCUGGACCUUCAACACUAGCAGGCAUAUCCAGUGGCGUAGUAGCGGCAGCAUCAUUAAUAUCCAAUAAACCUGCUCUUAAACCUAAACUUACUAAAGGAAAAAAAACAUUUUCGUAUUCUGCUCCGGAGAAAUCUGCUGAUGCUGUCUUCGGGGAUAUGGGAGACAUGAGUGAAUCUGAUGAAGAUUUGGAGACCCCUGAUGUAUUGGGAUCAAUUCUCAAGGAAGGGAACAAGAGUGGGGUUCUCACUGGGGGAAUCAGAAAUACUUUUGAAGAGGAAGUCAUCAAGGAACGGUGGAAGUUGCUGAAGAAGAAGCUGGACAAGGAGGAGAAGGAACAGGCCAGGGAGGAGGGAGAAAAUUUUGAAGAAGAAGAAGAAGAAGAAGAGGAAGAAGAAGAUCAAACAAUCGAUCAAUGUGACAAGGUUUCUAGUUCUAUUGGGGAUGUGGAGAAGGGACAGGAUAAAAAGAUUGAGAGUAAAGAGGAGAAGGAAGCAAGACUUCUGAAAGAAGAGGAGGAGGAGAUUAAAAAACUUGAAGCGAAGAGGAAAAUUCUUGAAGAUUAUUACAAAUUUAAGAUGAAAGAGAAACAGAAACCGGAAGAGACGGAAAAGAAGGAUAACGAAGAGAAAGAGAAGAAGAUGAAACGAGAAAAGGAAAGAAAAGACAAUUUACUAGGGAAGGAAAAAAACAAAUCGUCUGAAGAAACCUGGAGAUUAAGUAAAUCAAAACAUUCACACUCGUCAAAACACAAACACUCGUCCAGAAGCCGGGAAAGAUCAAAACAUAGAGUUGAAAAGUCAAAAUCGUCCAAGCACAAGUCAAGAAAAAGACGAGACAGUAGCAGCAGUUCAGAAUCAGAUUCUAAUGAUAUUUCUGAUUCGUCAGAGACGGAUCACUCCAGCUCAGAGUCGGAGCAGGAGACAAGGAAAAGAAAGAGGAGAAAGGAAAGAUCUAGACACAGCAAAAGUAAGAAGAAGAAAAGAGAAAGAAGUUCAAGCUCAGACUCGUCAGAGAGAAAAAGUAGGAAAAAAACUAGAAAAUCGCCAGAAAGGAGUAAGCAUAAAAAAUCCAGCCAUAGCUCUAAAAAUAAAGAUGUAAAUAAGAAAGAAAAGUGCACUGCAGAGAAGUCUAAAUCAAAACAAGAAAUAAUAAUAUCUCCCGAAAUAAAAUCUGAUAUUAAAACGGAUCCUACUCCAGACCCAAUCCCUGACUGUGAUGCGACAGAUCCAUUUCUUAUGGCAGAGCUUAAAAUCAAGGAACUUUUAGGACUCAAGAAAACCGAGUUUACAACAUCCGUUCCAAAACCUUUAAAAUCAGAGUUAAAAAUUGAACCUGAAGUUAAUGUGUCGACGAUUGACGAUUUUAAAACUGAGGAUAAAUUUGGAACUUCUGACCUUGGUGUGUACAAACCGGAAAUCAAGCUGCGUUGUUUCGCUGAGUUGGCCGGCGCCGAGAAUCCGGUCGAUCCUAGCACUAAGAAUAUUUUCGAUGUUGGAGAAACUUUUGAGGAGAUGGUUCGAAGGCAUGAGCCUGGAUGGCAGGACGUGGAUCUAGGAGCUGGAACAGGAUCUAACUUGGAGAAUUCAAAUGAGAGUUGGGAUGAAAACCCGGGGAAUCAAACCUCUUUCCUUGAAGCUAUCUCGGCACCUGGAGUUAAAAAGAAGAAAGAUGAAAAGCAGAAGUCCUCAUCAACAUGGGAAGAUGGGGAUAAGAAAGAAAUGAGAAAAGACAAGGACAAUGAAAAGAUUCGAAAAGACGAAAAGUACAAGAAGGACGAGAAAUGCAAAAAAGAAGAGAGAUACAGAAAGGACGAGAAGCAUAGAAAGGACGAGAAGCAUAGAAAGGACGAGAAGCAUAGAAAGGACGAGAAGCAUAGAAAGGACGAGAAACAUAGAAAGGACGAGAAACAUAGAAAAGACGAGAAACAUAGAAAGGACGAGAAGAAAAGAAAAGAUGAGAAGAAAAGAAAAUCAGUUAGGGAAAGAUCUGGCGAUGAAAGAAUAAAGAGUGAUCACAAAAGAAAGAGAUCUAGAUCAAGAGAAAGAGAUUCGAAAGAAGAAAAAAUCAAGAAUAAGGACGAGAGCUCCAGGUGUGUCGAGGAACAGGAUCAGGAUGAGUUCAACGUAUCUCCAGAUAGGAGUUCUCCGCUGCCUGAUUUUACUGAAGAGCUUGCACUUCUUCCAGAUCUAGGAGAAGAUGAUAUUGAUGCAGAUAUGGACGCAAUGUUUGCUGGUAUGGAGGAGGAUGAUGAUGAGGAGCUCCAGAGGAUUUUUAAGGAUUACAAGGCGGAGACAAAGACCAGCCAGCAUCAGGAUCCGGCCAGAGCUGAACUGGCAGCUGUAGAGAAAAAUAGCGAGGUUGAGGUUGGAGGACGGAAACGAGUUGCGUAUCAUGGUGCUAAGGAAAAUGCAGAGUCUCGACGCCCCCUUCACCAACGGAAACCUCAGUUGCGGACUCCGGCCCAGGCCCUGAUGGAGAGGUACAAGAGGUUACAGGAAAUGCGGCAGCAGAAUAUCAUUGAGAAGCGGCUAGAGCAAAUGACUAGUGAUGAAACUCCUGAACUUCCCUCUCAAAGUGAUGGUGGAGGAAGACGAGUAGCACAUCAACCUAAGGAAGCUGCUCCUGUUCUUAGUAAAAUAAAACAACAGCUCAUCAACAGACAACCCAGUUUAGAUAGAAAUGAGGCUGGUCCUAGUAGCUCUGGAGGACCGGAGUUACCAUCAACUACUGCUCAGACUACUAAAGGGAAAUCUCGUGUAGCACAUACACCUACUAAUGUAGCUGCCAUCAAACCCAUAGUCACGCCUGACCCAAGGAGUAAGGUUCCCAACAAUAUUCGACAGAGAUACCUAAACUCUAUAGUAGAGGAGUGUGUGAAGAUCUAUGCUGGAGAUGAGCUGCAGGCGUAUCCCAGAGCAGAGAAGGAAGAGCAGGACUGCUCUAGGAAAGCAUCGAGUAGGAUGAUCUAUCUCAACCUUGUGGUCAACAAGAUCAAGAAACUACGAACUGAAGCUGCUGAAGCAGAAGCUGCUGGGUUUAAACCUUCUCCUUCUAACAUUGAUCCUAAGAAUAGAUCAAUGCUCACUACACAUAUGCAGGUGCUGGCAGGCAGGCCAGGAACUAUUGGCACGUGGAGUAUUGAGAAAGUCGUGAGGUUGCGUGAUGAAGAUAUUGAUGAAGAUAUGUUAUAUGGGGUAAUGCGCCAGUUUCUUCUCACUGAAGAACAACUAGUUGACAAUGGGUUUCCCCGUCCCGAUCCAGAGGAGCGUGGUCGUGCUGUGGUAAAGAUAGAUCCCUUGAGAGUUGUGAAACGUCCAGCGGACCCAGAUGCUAGAGUUUGUGACAGAUGUAAAGUUGAGUAUAGAGUGGAUAAGUUUGGAAUGCAGAUAAAGAAAGAAGAUUGUAUUUAUCAUUGGGGAAGAAUAUUUAGAAAACGAGGAGACAGAGCUACUGGUGGUAUGCAGAGUGUAUUCUACUGUUGUCAGCAGAAUGCGGAUUCUACAGGAUGCCAGGUGUCGCAAGUUCACGUGACUGAUGUGCUUGAUUACAAUAAUAUGCGUGGAUUUGUGUCUACUCUGGACCGAGGAGCACACAGUGGAAGGGUAUUCGCUCUAGAUUGUGAAAUGUGCAAUACUACAGAGGGCAAUGAACUGACUCGUGUAACUGUGAUUGAUUAUCUGGGAAACGUUUGUUACGAGACUUUAGUCAAACCAGAGAAUACUAUUAUUGAGUACAAUACAAGGUUCAGUGGAAUAACUGCCAAGGAUUUAGAUGGAGUUACUACUAAUAUCAACCAAGUUCAGGCGGUUCUUCUGUCCAAGUUUCAAGCAAAUGAUAUUCUGAUUGGGCACAGUCUGGAGUCUGAUCUUAAAGCAUUGAAGAUUCUGCACAACACUGUUGUUGACACCAGUGUUGUAUUCCCGCACAAAAUGGGUCCGCCGUACAAGCGCGCCCUCAAGUUCCUUGCCGCAGAUCACCUCAAAAGAAUUAUUCAAAAUGAAGAGGGUGGACACGACUCCAAAGAAGAUGCCCUCGCCUGCCUCGAUCUCAUGAAGCUAAAGGUUAAAGAGGAAGUCAAGAAACUUCAGAAGAAAGCCAGGUUGCAAGCUCAGCACAGUUGAAGAUCUUUAAAAAGACAAAAAGAGUCAUAUUUACGCCUUGCUACAUCAAAGCGUGGUUUUAGUCUAAAGUCCAGUUUACUAAAAUAAAUAAAAUCUUGGCUA
Eurytemora carolleeae is the source of this 5292-nucleotide messenger RNA. RefSeq lists its product as uncharacterized. The record is from RefSeq and is a predicted model, not a curated record. Gene Ontology annotation, molecular function: metal ion binding; nucleic acid binding; exonuclease activity. The transcript has 31 exons. Lineage: Eukaryota; Metazoa; Arthropoda; Copepoda; Calanoida; Temoridae. Gene Ontology annotation, cellular component: nucleus. Bases 22 to 5190 code for a protein of 1722 amino acids.